AUGGAGGGGGUUAGAGGGGAGGUUAGAGGGAGAAGUUGUACCGAAGUCGGGACGAGGGUUGGGAUUUGUGGGAGGGAGGAUGAGAGUGAUGACAUAGAAAUCAAGGGUAUGAGGAAAUAUGGAAAAUGUAAUCUUAGAAUGUGGAAUUUGGAGAAUAUGGCAUGA
Sclerotinia sclerotiorum 1980 UF-70 is the source of this 165-nucleotide messenger RNA. RefSeq lists its product with no specific name. The coding region runs from base 1 to 165 and encodes 54 amino acids. The record is from RefSeq and is a predicted model, not a curated record. The transcript has 2 exons. Lineage: Eukaryota; Fungi; Ascomycota; Leotiomycetes; Helotiales; Sclerotiniaceae.